AUUCUUUAAAUUUUGCAUAGAUUUUCCCUUGAAAUUGUUUCGGGCUGACUACUACGUACAACCACACCACACUCACUGCUAGAGCGCACCCCAGCUCUGGAACUUUCGUGGGCUGCUUGGUUGGAAGUGGGUGGGCUUGCAACCCAUGCAAACAUCCUCGGUGUUCUUAGCUGCCAAGCCUUUCUCGGCUCCCGUUCGUGUGAGGUCUCUGAACGCACCGAGCACCGCAAAGGAUCCGGGUUCGAUGUCGGCGGCGGCUCCUAAGUGGGCUCAGAAGACCAUAACGCUGCCUCCCCAGAGAAGAGGCUGUCAUCUCAUCACCCCCAAGAUAAUGAAGGAAAUUGCACAAGAUCUGUCAGAAUUUCAGUGUGGCCUUGCUCAUCUCUUCCUGCAACAUACAAGCGCUUCUCUUACUAUCAAUGAGAAUUACGACUCUGAUGUUCGAGAUGAUACAGAGACAUUCCUCAAUAGGAUAGUUCCUGAGGGAAGGUCUGCACCUUGGAAACAUACGAUUGAAGGCCCAGAUGAUAUGCCAGCCCAUAUCAAAUCUUCAAUGUUUGGCUGCACGCUGACGGUUCCAAUUACAAAUGGUCAGCUUAACAUGGGAACCUGGCAGGGGAUAUGGCUGUGUGAACAUCGUGACAACGCUACUCCACGCAAUGUUGUGGUUACACUCAAUGGAAUAUAGGGGCUUGAAUAUGCCAAAGGUUUCUGUUUAUUUUCUUUUUCUGUGUAUGCAAAACAAUAUUGUACUUAAUUUGUCUACUUUACAACGUCUGUCUGACGUGUGGGUAAGAAUUCAGACCAUUCCGUGGCGGCGUUUAGAUUGCUUAUUUUUACAAUUCAUGAUAGCCGCAUUUCGUGUCCCCCAGGAGUUUGAAAAAACUUUUGACAAAAUCAAUCUAAGAUUGACUUUCAACAUAGAAAUGAA
Messenger RNA from Carya illinoinensis, 931 nucleotides. Its product is annotated as UPF0047 protein YjbQ-like. Bases 146 to 688 code for a protein of 180 amino acids. The record is from RefSeq and is a predicted model, not a curated record. The transcript is spliced from 8 exons. Lineage: Eukaryota; Viridiplantae; Streptophyta; Magnoliopsida; Fagales; Juglandaceae.